Messenger RNA from Helobdella robusta, 816 nucleotides. RefSeq lists its product as hypothetical. Lineage: Eukaryota; Metazoa; Annelida; Clitellata; Rhynchobdellida; Glossiphoniidae. The transcript is spliced from 5 exons. Bases 1 to 816 code for a protein of 271 amino acids. The record is from RefSeq and is a predicted model, not a curated record.
AUGAAGUUUUUAACUUUCUUCUCCUUUAUGGCAUGCCUUCUUUUACUCUCAGUUGCGUCUCACAAGAAGAAAUCGGCAAAAUGGUGUGCCGAGUGUGUCAACUCCAUGAAGCUUUAUGACAGAAGCGUGCCAAAGCAUUGUUUCAUUGAAUCAUCAGCUAAGAAGUGUGACUAUCAAUGCUUUGCCUACUUGUUCAUUAAUAUCACAGCUUCCCUCGUGAAGAUAACUCGAUCUUGCGUCGUUGGUUCGGACUUUGAGACCAACUUCUCUUUAGAAAGAGGUUUCUACUUUUUAAGCAACCGAAACAAAUCGCUGACCAACUGCUAUACACCAGACAAGUUGUUUAGCACCAGUAACCUCGGUGAGACUGACAUCAAGCUCUACAAGAAGGCCAUCAAGAAUUGGAAAAUGUUGGCUGAAGGUGUGGUCUGCGGAAAAUGUAGGUCUGCUCUGAAAAAGGGUGAUUCAGCUAACACCGCUCCGUGCUUCUCCAAAUCUCCGCUGACCACAUGCGCAGAGUUCUGCUACGCGUUCCUGGUCAUUUUUCGAAAUGAUUCCACGGUGGAUUUCUGGAGAGACUGUGUGGAUGAGAGGAUGAAUGACGACAAAUCAUUAGACGAAUUCAUCACUCUCUCGGCGACUUUCGAUGUGAACGAAAGCAACUGCGGAACUGCCCACCAACUUUUCAACGUCAGCCACUUGGGCACGCAAAGUUUGAACAUCUUCAAAACUUUUGCUGAUACGUGGACGGUCUCUGGUUGCGAUCCGAACUAUGAAAUCAAAGAGGAAACUAAAAUUGACGGACUGUUUUCGUGA